GCACUGGGUGUUUUACUACAUAGAUCUCCGAGUCCUUCCGCAGUGCCCAUAGAUUUCUGCUCAUCCCGCAACGCCUUCGGAGCUGGUUUGACCCUCGGCGUCUGCCGUCGGCAGCCGCCUGCCAGCUGUCGGCGCCUUUGUGAGGCGGCGGAAGGGACGCGGGGCCGAGGGCGGCGGGCGCAGGGCCGGAGCCGCGGACAGGAGCCGCGGACAGUGUUUCAGCCAUGUCUGACAAAAGUGAGCUGAAGGCGGAGUUGGAGCGCAAGAAGCAACGAUUGGCUCAAAUCAGAGAGGAGAAGAAGAGAAAGGAGGAAGAAAGAAAGAAGAAAGAAACUGACCAGAAGAAAGAAGCUCUUCCAGUACAAGAAGAAUCUGAUCUUGAAAAGAAGAGAAGAGAAGCUGAAGCAUUACUUCAGAGCAUGGGGUUGACACCUGAGUCUCCUGUUGCUGUGCAACCUCUGCGAGUAGUAACAGCGGAUACCUGUCUGUUUCACUAUUUAGUCCCUCCUCCUACCUCUCCGUCUUCCAAAUCUGUGAGUACGCCAAGCGAGGCUGGGAGCCAGGACUCCGGGGAUGGUGCUGUUGGAUCCAGGACGCUGCAUUGGGAUACUGAUCCAUCAGUUCUUCAGCUCCACUCUGAUUCCGAUCUGGGACGUGGACCUGUUAAACUUGGAAUGGCCAAAAUUACACAAGUUGACUUUCCUCCUCGAGAAAUUGUUACCUACACAAAGGAGACACAGACACCUGUUAUGACUCAGCCCAAGGAAGAUGAGGAAGAGGAAGAUGAUGUGGUUGCACCAAAACCAUCAGUUGAACCUGAGGAAGAAAAAACAUUGAAAAAAGAGGAGGAGGAAGAAGCUGCCCCUCAUGAGCUCACAGAGGAGGAAAAGCAACAAAUUUUGCAUUCGGAAGAAUUUUUAAGUUUUUUUGACCACUCCACAAGGAUUGUUGAAAGAGCCCUUUCUGAGCAAAUCAACAUUUUCUUUGACUACAGUGGAAGAGACUUAGAGGACAAAGAAGGAGAAAUUCAAGCGGGUGCAAAACUGUCCUUAAAUAGGCAGUUUUUUGAUGAACGUUGGUCAAAGCAUCGUGUUGUCAGUUGUCUGGACUGGUCAUCUCAGUAUCCAGAAUUGCUUGUAGCCUCUUACAACAACAAUGAGGAUGCGCCUCACGAGCCUGAUGGGGUGGCCCUUGUAUGGAAUAUGAAGUACAAGAAAACUACUCCAGAGUAUGUCUUUCACUGCCAGUCGGCAGUGAUGUCAGCUACAUUUGCAAAAUUUCAUCCCAAUCUCGUGGUUGGUGGCACAUACUCGGGCCAGAUAGUGCUGUGGGAUAAUCGCAGCAAUAAGAGAACCCCAGUGCAGAGAACACCACUUUCAGCUGCUGCUCACACGCACCCAGUGUACUGUGUAAAUGUUGUUGGGACCCAGAAUGCUCAUAAUUUGAUUAGUAUCUCAACUGAUGGGAAAAUAUGCUCUUGGAGUCUGGAUAUGCUUUCCCAACCACAGGAUAGCAUGGAGCUGGUUCACAAACAGUCCAAGGCUGUGGCUGUUACCUGCAUGUCUUUCCCUAUUGGAGAUGUCAACAACUUUGUUGUUGGCAGUGAAGAAGGCUCAGUGUACACUGCAUGCCGUCAUGGCAGCAAAGCUGGAAUCAGUGAGAUGUUUGAAGGACACCAGGGACCAAUCACUGGUAUCAACUGCCAUGCAGCAGUUGGACCUGUAGACUUCUCACAUCUUUUUGUCACCUCUUCUUUUGACUGGACAGUAAAGCUUUGGACAACGAAGAAUAACAAACCCCUCUACUCCUUUGAAGAUAAUUCGGAUUAUGUUUAUGAUGUGAUGUGGUCUCCAACUCACCCUGCCUUGUUUGCCUGUGUGGAUGGGAUGGGCAGGCUUGACCUGUGGAACCUCAACAAUGAUACUGAGGUGCCCACUGCAAGCAUUACCGUGGAGGGCAACCCUGCUCUGAACCGUGUGAGAUGGACACAUUCUGGGAGAGAGAUUGCUGUAGGUGAUUCAGAGGGACAAAUAGUUAUAUAUGACGUGGGAGAGCAAAUCGCUGUUCCUCGCGGGGACGAGUGGACCCGGUUUGGCCGGACGCUGGCAGAAAUCAACGCCAACAGAGCUGAUGCAGAGGAGGAGGCUGCAACCCGCAUCCCGGCGUAAAGCCUUCCAAACAGGCUGCAGGGCUACACUUGGCAAUGAUUGGAUGCAAAUCCUAGUGUGUCAGUUCUAAUCACAGCUUAGGGGAGGAAUAUAUGGAUUCAACAAUGGACUUUGAAAUGUAUUAAGAUUAAUGAAAAUCAGAUCUUGCGUUGUUAUGUUUUAUAUAAAUUACAAGGACAUUCUGGAUUUGUGGAACUUUUAAUACAGUUAACUUUGACUUUGCAAGGAUCUCCUUUUGCUGAAACACUAACCUGGUAUAAAUUUGCUACUUGGUUUCUGUAAAGUCCAAUCUGAAACAGUAUCUUUCUGAAAAGUAAAAGUUCUGCUCCUAAAACUUUUUCUGUAUUACAGACUAACCUUCAUUAGGUAGAAAAUCUCUGAAGCAUUCUUUAAUUUGAACUCUUCAAAUUACCCAUCAUAUGCAUGCAUAUGUUCUGAGUUUCAUUAUUUAUAUAUAGAUAAGCCUCAGACUCUGGUAGUGGGUAAUAUACGUGAAUAAAAAUUUGUCUGUAGUUACAAACUUAUGUGAUAAUCAGACCUGAAUUAAUGAAUACAUACUUAAUACCGAUUUCCUUUUGUUUGAACUGAUGCAUUAAAAGGUGAGACUGAUUCAUAAAUAAAUACUAUACAAGCACUUGUCAGCUGCCCUGACCACUAAUCUGCGUAGUUUAAAGUUUCUGGGAGCUGAUCCUUUUGUUUUGCUGCACACAUCACUGGCCUGUUCUCUACCCCCAACCACCCCUUACUGCCAUGGCAAUUAGCAGAAAGGCUCCCGUUAUCAAAUUUUUCUUUUCCAAAGGAUAAGGAACUAGACUUUAAGUUAAUUUCUAUAGCAUGAUGAUUCUUAUUCUGUUAACUACAGACUUGCUACUAAUUUUCUGUACUAAGAUGUUUAUUAUUAUUUUUUAACAUUUUUAUUGAAACAAAAUUUCUUAAUGGCUUGAAACAGAAGGGUCAGACUUUCUGUUAAAGGUUACUUUUUUCUUUCUUAGCAUAUUACAAAGUUUUCAAUCAAGAUGGGUUGCAGAGGGGCUGUUUCUUUAGGUUGGUUUUUUUUUUUUUUUAAAUAAAUACUGCGAGUUUUCCUAACUAGACACUACAUCAGUUUUGUAGUAUUUAACCUAGGACUGUAUAUUUGUUCUUAAUCUUUUACAAGCUCAUUGUUUUGCCAGAAGAGCUAGUUUUGUAUGCUUAAAAAUAGGAAAUAGGUUUAUAUUCCUUAAUUACUUUCAUGUCCAGUAAUGUCAUUGUUUCUUUGUUGUUAAACUUUUCUGUUUAGUUUUGAGGUUUUUUUUCCUCUAUCUCCUUGCCUUAGUUCUGUUGUUAUGAGCAGCUUGUAGAGACACAGCAGUUCUGUCUCAGAAAGUUUUCUUUAUUGGCAGGUCUGGAAGUGAAAUGUGUUUAGGCUUCCAUUGGUGGAAGUGUGUGUCCCUGCCUUUUGAAUGCAGCCAUGCUGCUCAGUUUGCAGGCAUUUCUCCUGUGUGCUCUGCUCAACCCUACAACAGCAGCAUGUGAACAGAGUAAGAACAGGCACAUCAUGAGAUGGUUUGUACCUAGAAGCAAAAGAAUUCUAAAUAAGCACAAGGUCUCUUGGUUUGAUGGUUUUGGAGGGAGGUGGUGCUUGGGUUUUUGGUUAGUUGUUCUUGUAGGUUUUUUUAUUGACAUUACUUUUCAUUGAGUAAUACAUUUCCCUCACACUUUUAUUUUCAGAAAUCCAGUAGAUAAGGCGUUCUUUCAGACACAUGCAGGUCAUAGGCAUUAGUUUUGUGUAGUUUCAACCUUCUAAUAAUUUUCAGUUAUUAAAUUUAAUGCUACUUAA
This is a messenger RNA of Parus major (Great Tit), 3987 nucleotides long. It is a transcript of the gene DYNC1I2, whose product is annotated as dynein cytoplasmic 1 intermediate chain 2. NCBI's taxonomy places the organism in Eukaryota, Metazoa, Chordata, Aves, Passeriformes, Paridae. Gene Ontology annotation, cellular component: cytoplasmic dynein complex. Gene Ontology annotation, molecular function: dynein light chain binding; dynein heavy chain binding. Gene Ontology annotation, biological process: transport along microtubule. The coding region runs from base 225 to 2168 and encodes 647 amino acids. The transcript has 17 exons. The record is from RefSeq and is a predicted model, not a curated record.